UUCUAGACGCAUUACGGUAGACCAAACUGUCCCCUAACACAUCGCCAACACAAGACACAAGCGGAGUAAUUCAACACUGAUUUCUCUGCGAAUGAGCGAGGAACAGACGAGAUGCCAAAAACUCCAGCGAGAAGCAUUAUUGGGACUUUAGGAAAACUCACCGUGUGACUAACUGAAAGAAACCGAGAAGACCUGAAGCGACGAGGAGGCGUAAAGAGCCGCGUGCUUGUUCUUCAUGAACUUUGAGGAGCGCUGUGACCAUGCAGCCUUUGAGCUAGUGCACAAUUAUUGUUUCCACUUAUCACCCUACUGAGUGACCAGUCUGAGAGAGGAAGCCAGUCAAAAAAGGAAAGGAAGACUAAUAAAGACAGUUGUCGUUGAAAGUAAUGGUCUGAAGACAUCACUCAAAGAACAGGAUUUUUUUUUUUUCUUUUUGCGUUGCUCUUCUGAAGGUUUCUGGAAUCACUGGGACAUUCACGAGUGCUGGAGGGACACAUCCACAUGGUCCAGCCGUAGAGUGAAAGUAGAGUUCUUCACAAUAUCCUAACAGGUGCCACGUGAUGAUGGUAGAAUCAGCAACUGAGACCAUUCGAACAACACCCUCCAAUCAAAAUGGAGUCAGCAGCCUAAGCAGCCAAUCAGAUGGCGGAGGAAGAGAGGGCGGGUCCAAUGGUGACACCAAUGGGGAGAUCAGUCCGGUGGAUUUACUGCACCUUCAACAGCAGCAGGCCCUCCAGGCAGCACGCCAGUUCAUCCUCCAGCAGGCCACAGGACUCAACUCCCCCAGCAGCAAUGAGGUCAAACAGAGCCCUGUGCAGGUGCCAGUAUCCAUGGCCAUGAUGACCCCACAGAUGAUAACUCCUCAGCAGAUGCAGCAGAUCCUCUCUCCGCCUCAGCUCCAAGCUUUACUCCAACAGCAACAAGCCCUUAUGCUGCAACAGCUGCAGGAGUACUACAAGAAGCAACAGGAGCAGUUGCACCUCCAGCUUCUUACCCAGCAACAGCAAGCAGGGAAGCAGGCCAAAGAGCAGCAGCAGUUGGGGAAUAAACAGCUGGCUUUCCAGCAGCAGCUGAUCCAGAUGCAACAACUACAGCAGCAACACAUUCUGAAUCUACAAAGACAAGGCCUAGUGAACCUACAGCCAGGCCAAGGAGCAGUACCCAUUCAGAGCCUGCAGCAAGCCAUGUGUCCCACUGACCUGCAGCAGUUGUGGAAGGACGUGGCCGGUGUUCAGAGCACAGAAGAGGCCAUGAAACACGAGGGCCUCGAUCUGACCACCAACAGCUCCAACACUACCUCAUACUCGGCCUCCAAGGUCUCACCUCAGAUCCCCCAUCAUCCUUUGCCAAAUGGACAGAACUCUGUGCACACUCCAAAGAGAGACAGAGCAAGACUCUUUGAGUGGAUCUCGUCUUUCACCAAGGAGUCCAGUGACGAGCAUCUCACGCCUUAUUCCAAAGGCGCUCCCCUGCAGAGCACCCACUCAACUCACGAGGAACACACAGCCUCUCAUCCACUCUACGGACACGGCGAGUGCAAGUGGCCCGGCUGCGAAGCACUCUGCGAGGACAUGGGCCAGUUCAUCAAGCACCUGAACAGUGAACACGCCCUGGAUGAUCGCAGUACGGCCCAGUGCAGGGUCCAGAUGCAGGUCGUUCAACAGCUGGAGAUACAGCUGGCCAAAGAGAGCGAGCGUCUACAGGCCAUGAUGACCCACCUGCACAUGCGUCCAUCGGAGCCAAAGCCUUUCAACCAACCUCUGAACCUGGCCUCUAGCGUGUCGCUGUCAAAAAGAGAAAGUGAGGGGUUUCCUGAGGGCUUGCCUCAUCCCCCCACCUCUGCCGCAACUCCCAUCACCCCCAUGAGGCAGGGACCCUCCGUCAUCAGCUCCUCCAGCCUGCACGGAGUCGGUCCCAUCCGUCGGCGCAACUCCGACAAGUUCUGCACCCCCAUUGCUUCAGAACUUGCACAGAAUUGUGAAUUCUACAAAAACGCUGAUGUCAGGCCUCCAUUCACCUACGCCUCCCUCAUACGACACGCCAUUCUGGAAGCCCCUGACCGACAGCUGACUCUAAACGAGAUCUAUAACUGGUUUACACGAAUGUUCGCCUAUUUCAGGAGAAACACAGCAACAUGGAAGAAUGCUGUGCGCCAUAACCUGAGUCUGCACAAGUGCUUUGUGCGGGUCGAGAACGUCAAGGGUGCUGUUUGGACCGUGGAUGAAGUGGAAUACCAAAAGAGGAGACCACCAAAGAUGACCGGGUACGUGGACUCAAGUCCCACUCUCGUGAAGAAUAUGAUUUCUGGGCUGGGAUUUGGCUCCUUGAAUGCCAGCUACCAGGCUGCACUUGCAGAGAGCAGUCUUGGUCUUCUGAACAGCCCCACCCUGGUGAACAACAGCACAGGUGCGAGCCUCAACAUGCUGCACGUCGGCCACGAUGAUGUCAGCAGCACUGUUGAACAAGUCAACAGUAACGGCAGCUGCAGCCCUGGUCUUUCUCCGCAGCAGUAUGGACACCAAGUCCACGUGAAGGAGGAGCCCGCUGAGAUGGAGGAGGACAGCAGACCCGUGUCCCUCAUGGCAUCCGUCACUCAAAACCUGAGCAUGCCGUGUGACGAGCGCGACAUGGAGGAGGAGCUUCCCACAGAGGAGCUGGAGUAGGAGGAAGGCUUGAUGGAGGCAGAGCCCUGUCCCUCCCUCCCUCAUAUUCAAGAUGUUCAAGUGAGAAAACAAAGAUAAAAAACCAACUACAACUUCAAAAACCAAAACAGGGUUAGACCUCAUCUGUUCACAAUGCAAAAACACAUUUUUCCCCCACCUCAGUUUUUCAUUUCCUCAAUCAGUACCCUCAAAAAAGGCCCUUUGAGCAGCUGUGCGUUCAUGUCCUGUAUUCCGAAACAUGGUCUGAUAGAAGUAUGGACCAACGUAUCUAAAGCUACUGAGGGAAACCAAACGUCAGUAUACAAGCUUAUUUUUUUGUUUUUUUUCCACAAGUCAUUUGAGGUUUCUCUAUUUUAAGUCUUUUUUAGCUUUAAUUUCUAUGUUCUUUGGGCCUGAGAACACUGCUUUUCUAUGGGAUAAAUACACAGCGGUGAUUUACCUCAGAAAGAUGUUCACAUGUUUGAAAAAAAAAAAGAGGAAAAAGAUGACAAAUACACAUCUUUAGAAUGACUUUCAACCGGAUUUUUGUACUCGUUCAAGGGGAUGCUGCAAGACUCUGUAACUUUGCGGUCACACAGAAAAAUUCACCACCACUCUCGACAACGGCAAAGACUGAAACAAAACGAGCUGAAAGACUGGCAACGGCAUCCCCGGCUACCUGACCAACUCCUUUUUUGCUUUUUUUUGUGCGUGUCUCCCUUACAUGACUGGACUGAAGAAAUGGGCGAGGAUUUCUGUCUCGAGGCAGCGUUAGCCUCCGAUCAGACGGGUGGAUGCUUGCGCUUUCCCUAUCUGUAUCUGAUGAGGUAUCCGCAAGAAUCUGCCAGAACGUGUUUUUCCCCCCUCGCUCUUUGUCAGACUAAAUGUAGUUGCUACCCCCAAAAAAAAGGCGUAUUUCAGGAACUUUUUCGCUGUUGUUCUCCUGUGGUGCUGUUAUGACAGCCAGACUGACAUGAGGCUUGUGGAGGACCGGCUCAGAGACUUUAUUGACUGUAUUGUUGAUUAUAAUAUGUGUGCAGUAGCUUUCGAUUUCGUUUUACUUUCAUAGUCAUUUAUUUCUAAGGAUCAACAUUUUUUCAUUGUGAUGUAAUUCAACUAUGUUGUUUUCUGUUAAUGAUUGUUUUGUUUUGUUUAAAUUCUCUCAUCAUUCCAAAAAGGGGUUACGUUUGGGAGAGAAGUUCCAAAAUCCUUUCUUCUACAUACUCCAAAGUCCAAAACCUAGCGUUGGAUCCACGAAUAUUUGAGGAUAGCACUUAGCAUUAAGUGAAAGUUCCGAAACAGAACCACAGAGGAAAUCUAACGUUAAAUACCAACAAAACCACUCAAACAUUUCAUUCAAGAAGCUAAAACUAAAGAGACAGAGGUGGAAUACGCAUUUUGCAGGGCUCCCUGUAAGAUCCUGAAAAAAAAACAAAAAAAACAACUUUACAGGCACUCAUAUCUCUCUUUUUUUUCACGAAUUUGUUCAGUUAUUUGAAAUCUUAUUUUCCCAGAUUUGCGCCAUUUACUUUGUUCCUUUCAGAAUUUUCUGUAGUAGCCAAUUGAUACAGCUGCGAUACAAAAUAUUGCUUUAACGUAAAAGAUAACGCGGUCACGGAAUACCUCAGACCACAGUGUUCGCCCCUGUCGCUGUUAUUACAAAGGGGAUUUGUACUGUGGCUAUCCAACAUGGUGACUCUCUCAUUAUCAGUUCAAAGUUCUAUAGUUACUAGAUAUAUAAAAGUUAUUUGCAAUUCACUGUGUGAGUAGAAAGUGUCUGAUUAGCAUGUGAGAUUUUGCUUUCACUAAACUAUAAAAAACCUUUCCUCAGUAGUGCCAUGCCAAAUUCUGAGUUUUAAUUUAAUAUAUGUUGCUUUUCCCCCAUUUUACUUUUGUUACAGGUAACCAAAGAGAUAUUUAGUAAACCAAAAACUCUUUUUUUAUUUAUCGUUUCUUCUUCCUAAAGAACUGGCCAAAAGAACACAAACACGUCAUUUGAAUAUUUAAUUUUUCCUAUUAUUUCCAGUUAAAUCAUUUGUUUUGUUUUGUUUUUACUUAUACUACAGAGCAUUCCAAAAACCAAAGUGUAAAAUGCAAAUGCUUUUUUUUUUGUUGUUGUUGUUCAAAAAAGGAGAGAACUGUUUAAUAUACAUUAACACUACGUUUAAAGGCCAAAAAACAAACCGAAAACAAAACAAAAAGCAAAAAAAGCAGUAUUAUCAAGCCUCUUGCGGUUCCUUAGUUAAUGUACAAGCACUUACGGUCUGAGAAAGCUAGCUUUCUACCCCAUCUUGUGCUCAGGCGAUUGCAGUGUUGAGAACGCAGUCUUCACCGUCUAUGAUUGCAAAGGACUUUACAUGCAAAAGGCACUUGAAUAACAGUUAAUGUACUUUGUGACACUAGAAGCCAGCAGCAAUUACUCAGCAUUAUGGUUUACUUCAAUUACCAGUAUUUCACAAUUAAACGCAGUUCAACGAAUACCAAAAAAAAGCAGGCAAGCACUUGCUUGUUGUGCUUACCCUGCCUGUUGAACAGUAUUAAUAAGGGAUGGCUGAUUUCCACUUUUUUUCUUUUUUUUUCAUGUUGGAGGAUCUUUCGUUUCGCUUUCAAGCGUGGUCUGAUGUAUCUGGUCUUCAAAGAAAUAAAACCAAAAAUAAUGCUACCUCCUUUUAGAAAACGGUUCACAAAAUAGAUAGGCCAAUGAAAGUCACCUAUAGUCAUACAAAAGGAAUCCCUUUUAGUUUCAUUCAUCCACAAAAUACAAAAACAAAAAAAAAAAAUCGACACAUUGUCGAAAAAAACCAAAUUAUAUUUGUUGCAUAGCUGUGAACGGAGCUUGUCGAUUCCUCUCGAUUCCAAAUUCAUUAGCAUGAAUGGAAACAUAAACGAGACACAACGGGGAAAAAAAAAGACGACUACCUCUCCAUCUCCUCCUAUAAAAAAAAAAAAAAAAAAAAAUGCUGAGUCCUGUUAAGUAUGAAGCAUUAAGUGGUCAACAUAUUUAAAAGGGUCUACUCCAAAUCACAUAUUCCCCACUUUAAGUGAUCUAUUAGCAUAGUGUCUAUGUACAGGUCCUCUGUGCGGAGGCUUAAUUGUGUGUUCUAAUUCCGCAUGCAUAAUGAGAGGCCAGGCCAAUGAGAGCCAUCGAGCUGGCCGGUCAUUAGAGCGUACUCAAUGGGCCAGUCAGUUGGGUGUCAGAAAUGAUGAUAGGCAGAAUGCAUUAACGCGGGCCACUCUCGCACAGACCCCGCUUCCCAAUUAAUGCAAAGUGUAGCUUCGUGACGGCGGUGGAAAAAUAGCACGCGCGCACACACACAGACCAUCCCUGAGAGAUCAUCAUGCUUAAACGCUAAAAACGGGCCUUUAUUUUUACCAAAAUAUCCAAAGAGAACCAAGAAGGAAUUGAAAAACUCACGAACGAAUUGCUGCAUUCACUAAAUGGACUACAAUUGUGCUUUAAGGUACACGUGUAAACAAAGCUGUUUUGUAAGAUGUGGACUGAAACGCAUCAGUGGUGAUCGCCAUGACUCCUUCGUUACUUUUAAACACGACGUUGUGAUGAUGUAUUAUUGUAUAUUACCGCUCGGCUUAGCUCUCAAGGGCAUUCCCUCCUUUUCGUGUUUCCUUUACUUGUUUUCUUUUGGCUCUCCUUUCUUUUUCCGCACCUGUUUUUAGCUAUUGUAAAGUUUUGAGCUCAGAAUUCCUAUACUGUAUUGCUUAUGCUGAAGUGUAUGUAUUUAUCAUAUUAUGUGCUGCAGGUAUCAUGGUUAAAUUUUGUUUUCCUUUUGUUUUUUGGUUUGGUUUUCCCAGUUUUUCUGUCAUAACACGUCUGGGACGAUGAUUUUUUUAGUGUAUUAUCUCGAAAAAAGACAGAUUAAGAGUUAGAUAAGUGGUUUAGGUAACACACCUGUUUGUAUAUUUAUCUUAGCUAGGUCUAUUUUGAUACUUUUUGUCUCUGUAGUGCAUUUAUGCAUUUUUAAGGAAAAAAGAGAGAAAACAAACUAAAAAGUUGAACUCAUUGUGUAAUGAUACCUCAGAAGGACUUUUCUCAAAAGACAGGACCAAAACUUCAGAAAAACAAUGAAAGAGAAAAAGAAAAAAAAAACAUUGAAGAAAAAAUGUGUAGCCCUCUCUUGCUUAUAAGAAAGAGCAACUUUAAGGUGUUUCUUUUUUUUUAAUUAUUGGUCCUUUUAGGUGCCAAUAUGUGUACAGACUCCCUUUAAAGUCAAAUCAUUCCUUUAUUUACCAUGCGCACUCAAAGCUGUCUCUCAUAAGGCAAUAGCGCUCCAGAUUUGUGCAAAAGUUCUCUGAGAAAGGCUCUCAGAGGUAGACGAAAGUCUAUUUUUGACCACUGUUUGCCAUUUGCUGUGAACUCGGUGUGGCUUUUCCACAGUAGCAUACCAAAUAAGAUUGUGAAAAGGCUUUUAGAAAUGCAGUUCAUCUUCAGUGACCACCAAAGGGAUUGUGGCAAGAUGUUUGUAUUCCAAAUCAAUUCCAAGUCUGCCACAACAAAUGCGUGACGAAGGUGACGGCAGUAACGGUUAUCCACACCCUCACGCCGCCUCAGAGCUCCAUUGCCCAGUGAUGACUAGCUUUGAGCUGCCGUUAUCUAAGUAAAGGACCCUUGCAGGGGAGCUUUUGCCUGAUGGUAUUAACUUCUUCGGCCAAUCAAAUGGAACUACCACUUCUCCUCUCAUUGUAUUUUUACGAAUGUGUGUACAUUUUCAGCAGUGACUUCUAUGUACUUUAGUUUCAUUUUAACUUGUUUGUUUACUUCUCUUUCAUUUUGUUUUCAUUUGUUUUGCUUUUUCAGAUGAGACUUGGGGGAAGAAUAGGUGAUGGCUUUUGAAAUGGUAUAGAAAAUUAAAAAAAGGCAACUAGCCAUCCACCUUUGUCGUUCUAACCCCGGGUGACCAUGUUUAUGCCAGUCACUGCCGUUUUUCUUCAUGCUGUAUAAAAAAAACACAUAUAUCUGUGUAUUUGUAACCUGAAUCUUCUUGUGUCUGUCCAUGCAGACAAUAAAAAACUGUACAGUAGGUCUAGUUGCAUGUAAUCUGUACUAAUUAUUGACAAUGGCAUUAUAAAAUGCAAUAAAAAUACUUAUUACACUGUCUAA
Messenger RNA from Labeo rohita (rohu), 7758 nucleotides. It is a transcript of the gene foxp4, whose product is annotated as forkhead box P4. The transcript is spliced from 18 exons. Gene Ontology annotation, cellular component: nucleus. Lineage: Eukaryota; Metazoa; Chordata; Actinopteri; Cypriniformes; Cyprinidae. The record is from RefSeq and is a predicted model, not a curated record. Bases 561 to 2663 code for a protein of 700 amino acids. Gene Ontology annotation, biological process: regulation of transcription by RNA polymerase II. Gene Ontology annotation, molecular function: RNA polymerase II cis-regulatory region sequence-specific DNA binding; DNA-binding transcription repressor activity, RNA polymerase II-specific.